Rotaria sordida is the source of this 852-nucleotide messenger RNA. The record is from the annotation of a GenBank genome assembly. Lineage: Eukaryota; Metazoa; Rotifera; Eurotatoria; Philodinida; Philodinidae.
AUGGCAACUCGAAGUGACUUAACAGGUAUUUCGACUAGUAACAAUACAACUUCAAAUAAUAAUAAUUAUGCAUCGACUGACAUAGACCUUGAUCAACAAACACAAGAACAACAAAAUGAAAUUGAAAAAGAAGUUGCCGAUCAUCAACCAUUAAUAAGUCCUAAAAUUAAAACAAGUGAAUUAAAAAAUGAAUAUUUAUUAGAAGAUAAAAUUUAUCAAGAUAAAGUAUCUGAAUUAAUGAAAAAAUAUAAAUAUAUACGACGUACACGAGGUGAUGGUAAUUGUUUCUAUCGUGCAUUUGGUUUUGGUUAUCUUGAAGAAAAUUUAAAUAAUAGAAAUGAACUUGAGCGAUUUCGUCAAUUAACAAAUGAUUUAAAAAAUAAACUUGUUCAAUUAGGUUAUUUAGAUUUUACUGUUGAAGAUGUUAGUGAUGUGGUUCUCGAAGUAAUUGAUAAUGUAGGCAAAGGUGGAAAUGAAACAAGUUUAAUGGAAAAUUUUUGUUCACCAGCAUAUUCGGAUUAUUUUGUUGCUUAUUUACGGUUAUUUACAUCGGCUUAUCUUCAAAUGAAUUCUACAUUUUUUGAAAAUUUUAUUGAAGAUGGAAAAACUGUAAAGCAAUUUUGUAAUACCGAAGUUGAACCAAUGGCACGUGAAUCAGAUAAUAUUCAUAUAAUUGCCUUAGCUAAAGCAGCAGCUGUUCCUUUACGUGUUAUAUAUAUGGAUCGAAAUGAACAAUCUUUAUUAACAACACAUGAUUUUUCAGCGACAGAUGAUGAAAAUAAAAGUGCAUUUAAACCAAUGAUCACAAUGCUUUAUCGGCCUGGUCAUUAUGAUUUACUUUAUGAACAUUAA